CAGGGCAAAACAUUAACAACGUAUAAUAUUUGUAAAGUUUUUCUUUUAAUAUUUUAAAUUUAUAAUGUCUAGUAAAAUUUUCGCUAAGGUAAAUAAAGUUCAGUUUCAAGACCAACAGUUAGACGACUAUGUUCUCGAGAAUUCUGUUAUCAAAAGUAAACUUCAAAGUAAAAUUGAUGCCCUCUCUAUUAUGACUAAAGAAUUGGAUAAAUGUAGCAUGGAAAGAGAUAGAUAUAAAUUGCUAGUUGAACAGUUGAAGUGCAAAAAAAGUGUUCAAGAUAAUACAAACAGUCACGACAGAUUUGCGCCGACUAAUACAAUAAGUGGCAGUGAGAUUUUGGCAAGAACAAAAGAGCAGAAUAACCUGCUUAAAUUGGAGAUUGAAACACUUAAAAGCAAAUUGGAUGAGGCCAAUGGUGAUAUACUAGCAUUGAGGAAACAAAUGCAAAAGGGACAAAGUUUUGAUGAGCAAAAUGAAUAUAAAGCCUUUUCCACAUCUAAAACGGAUUAUGAACAAUUGGUGCAAGAAUUAGAAAAAAUUAAAAAGAAGUAUCAGCAAAUACAACUUGAUUAUAGAGCCACAUUAGACGAGAAAGAGGAGCUGGUGUCAGAUCGUGACUACUACAAGAGUAAGGUGCAGCGCUUGAACCACCAAAUAAGCUACAUUUUAUCUAAUAGAGUGAAGAUGCAAACAGAUGAACAGGACAGUCCUAAGCAAAUUGUCGAUAUUGAUGCAUUGAUUACUGAAAAUAAAUAUUUACACGAAAGAAUAACACAGCUGCAAGUCGAAAAAGAAAUUGUCAAAAGAACUUUGACAAAGUAUAAGAUUCUUCUAGACAAUAGGAGUAAAAAUGAACCAUUCAAUAUUAAAAAGGGGUUUGCAGAUGUAAUAACCCAAAAGCAAGUGAGGGAACUUUUGGAUAUAAACUCCAAGACAGGUUUAAAAAGAACCUCGGCUGCAGAGCUCAAGUCUUUAUGUUUGGGACUAUUUGAAGCUUUGAAUGACAAAUCGAUUGCACUCCAACAUCAAAGGAAAACUAAUCAAAUACUGGCCAAUAGGAUAACAGAUUUGGAGAAAACAUUAGAGAACUGGUGUAAUGGUCAAAAGUGUGUACCAAUUUUUCCAUCUCAAAUGUUAAUGGAAGAGUUCCCCAAUGAUUCAGGAUCAGUCAAAUCUGAUGAAUCUAAAGAAAAAUCGGAAAAGGAAAUGUAUGAAAAUAAUUAUAUCAACAAGAUCAAAUAUACUGACAGCGACGAAGAGUUGAACAAAAGCAAAGAAGAUUUAUCUAGUUCGAGUUUUGAAAAUGGGAGUGGUGAUCACAGAUUGUCAUCAAAAAUAGUUCUGCCGCAAGAAUUAGAAGAUUUAGUAAAGGAAGCCCUCGCAGCACUGAAAUCUGUUCAGUGAUCCGGAUAACUGUUACUUCUCUAGAGUUUAUGAUGGAUUUUAGUGUUGGACAAAAUUUUAAUCACUUCUAUAUCAUGACAUUGAUAUAACUUAUAUUAAAAUAAAACUAUUGGCAAUUAAGAAAAAAAUAAGGUCUGAUCCACACAUCCACAAGAGCCACAAUGGUUUUAUGAAUAGAUUUACUUUUUGUAAAUAUUGAGAUUGCAGGUUCAAUAGUGGGCAAGCACUGCUGUAGAAUAAGCUCCAAAUCUCAACCGAAGACCGAUUUUCCCGGUCGGAUAUAUUUACGGCCUGUUAUUUUUAACUGCUUAGAAUACAAAGGUAGCCUAAAACCUGAACUAAAAGUUUAAUUUAGUAUAUUUUUUUUAUUAUAUGUUUGUAUAGUUAUUAUUUUCUAGUUAGUCAAUUCCACCAAACAACCUCCCUAAGGAAAUGAUCCCUAUGAGCUCAUUGGUUCACGUUAGACCUUCAUUGGCUAAUCUCAUCGGAUUGUCUUAUAGACUCGGAAACGUUCUAAGAAAUAUAUACCUCCUCCUGUUAUUUGAUGAUGACAACGAUUAAAUUUUUGUAUAUGUGGACUAUAUAUAGAUAUAUGAUUUACUUAUGUGGACAGUUGGUACGAUUACUAUCUUUCAAAAAAUCUGGGAAGUUGGCAAAAAAAGUUAAUUAAAGUUCACAUUAUUUAACGGUUUCGGGAUCUCAAUAAGAUUUAUCAAAGUAAA
Messenger RNA from Vanessa atalanta (red admiral), 2127 nucleotides. RefSeq names its product coiled-coil domain-containing protein 149. The record is from RefSeq and is a predicted model, not a curated record. Bases 65 to 1405 code for a protein of 446 amino acids. Lineage: Eukaryota; Metazoa; Arthropoda; Insecta; Lepidoptera; Nymphalidae. The transcript has 7 exons.